AUGUUAUUGGGUUACCUGCCGCCUGUACAGGACCGACAGCCUUCUGGGUUGCAAAAGAAAAGAGAGGAAUAUGAAGAGCUUCGGAGAAGGCAUUAUCUCCCGGUAGAAGCAGAAGCUCCCAGUGGGGAUGUUGAUGGGGCCAUACUUCGUCAGAUUCGGCUGGACAUCCCACGGACAUCUCCGGGCCUUCCGAUAUUUGGUCAUCAGCGAAUACAGCAGCUGCUGGAACGGAUUCUUUUUAUUUGGUCUUUGCGACAUCCUGCAAGCGGCUAUGUUCAAGGAAUCAAUGACCUUGCAACUCCUUUUGUGGUUGUCCUACUGGCUUCCGAGCUUGAUUGCUUGCCAGAAGAGAUAAAUGUGGAUGCUGCAAGCGAUGAUACGCUUGAUGCUGUGGAGGCUGGAGCCUAUUGGUGUUUGACAAAAUUCUUAAGUGAUAUUCAAGACCACUAUACAAGUGGUCAGCCUGGAAUUCAACAAAUGGUUGCAAAGCUACGGGAGAUCGUGCAUCGAAUUGACCAAAAGCUCUACGAUCAUUUGGAAGAGCAGGGACUAGAUUUUCUGCAGCUCUCCUUCAGAUGGAUGAACUGCCUGCUAUUGAGAGAAUUUCCCUUUCCUUGUGUGAUUCGCUUAUGGGAUACAUACAUUGCGGAGCCGCUGGAAGGGUUUUCAUCAUUUCAUGUCUAUGCCAGUGUGUGCAGUAUUCCUGAUUUACUGGUCUCCACAGCUGAAACAAAUGGAUUAUCAGAGCUGGGACUUGCGCCCUAUGUCACUCGCCCCUUAAAGAUAAAAGAAGACCUCAAAGCCAACAGGUACUUCAUCGCAUCUGAGUACAAUUACCAUGCAGGUUCGCAUCGUUCUCCCUGGACAGACAGGUACAUUCCUUCACCUCCAGGUGGUGAAGCGGAAGAGGAGAAGCUUUUCAGACCACCAGGGCGCCUGGGACGUUUGGAACAAACUUUCAACGAGGUGUUUGCAGCAUAUGCAACCAGCUAUUAUGAAGGCAGCGUCUCUUCUGUGUACCUUUGGGACCUUGAAGAGGGCUACGCAGGUGCCUUUCUUAUUCGCAAAGAGCUCCCGAAGAUUUUUGGGGACGGGAAGAAUGGUGUUUGGGACGCAGUGCACUUAUUGGAGGUGAGAGAUGCUGCAAAUUCCCACUAUGUAGACUUCAAGUUGUCCAGCGCAGUCGUGCUGCACACACAGGUCUCUCAGAAGGAGGAACAGACUGAGAUCUCUGCGCACUUGACUCGACAGGCUGAAUCACGGCUUGAUCGCAGAAAGAAGUCCGGCGAGGACGCACAAGUCAUCCAAAUCGGAACUAUGAUUGAGGACAACGAGAACUUUCUACGUCAAAGCCUAGAAUGUAUCCACGUUGCACAUGGCUUCGCAGCAACGGGGCUGCCUGCGGUUGGCGUACGGCGCCAAGCAGCACUCCAUCCUCGAUUCAAUCAGGCUUCCGAGGGAUUCACCUUCCACGGCGGCAAAGUCAGCAACGCGGAAAGAGCUUUCCGCAGCUUUGGCAUCCCCGGCUGCAGGUGCUGA
Molecule: messenger RNA, 1539 nt
Organism: Durusdinium trenchii
Lineage: Eukaryota; Dinophyceae; Suessiales; Symbiodiniaceae
Source: the annotation of a GenBank genome assembly